GCGGCUUCCUCCGCAACUUCCACGCUGAUGUAACCCCGAUGACAUCACUGUGACGUCAUCAGACCUGAUGCGCGUCCUCCAGAUACCACAGAACAAGUCUUACGACUGCUUUUCUUCGUGGUUUCGUCUCUCGAGCUGCUUCGGGUCGUCAGAGAGCCGGACUGGAAACCUGCUGUUGAUGAGUUUGAAGAGAGGGAACCAUGCUCCGCUGCAGGAGGUGUCGCAAAGGCGUCAUAGACUCGACAUGUUUGGCCACGGAUGAGGCAACAGACGAAAGCUCGCGUGCUGCGUGCAGCAUCUGGCACGUGAACGUCGACGCGCUGCCAGAGUGGAUCCUGACCUCGGUUCACCAGGCCCAGUGGACUGUGGGAAAACUGAACUGCCAGAAUUGCGGCGCUCGUUUAGGUGGCUUCAACUUCAUCAGUCAUACUAAGUGUCCCUGUGGCCAGGCCGCCACCGUCCACCUCAACAAAAGCCGCGUGGAUCAUGACCACAAGCACCACGUCCUCAUCGUCCAGCCGAGGAGGACGAGGCAGGAGGAGGGACCUGCUGCUCCGCCGACAGACCGCGCCGGGAACAGCGAGGAGACGUUUAACAGAACAGAACCAGACGCUUUACAGCUCAACUGUGCCGCCGUCAUGUCCCACGUCCGCCCUGCAGAGGCGUCGAGGUCACGGAGUGAAAACCAGUCGUUUUCGUUCAGUCCUCUGUACUGCAUCGCUCACAGGAGACGGUGCAGUUUGGAGGACGGCGCCACCCUCAGGUCGUCUUGUUUUUGCCCCGCGAGCCUCGUGGACAGGUCUGCAGCUGGUUUGAUGUGUGCAGGGACAGACGAUCAGUCCACAUGGUCUCCUGUCUCGUAUUCCACUCGUCCGGAGCUUGACGGUGAAACCUCAGGCGACGCUGUUGCCCUCCGUUCAUUUGGAGGGAGACGGUUGCUCCUGGAUCAACCGCUGCUGCAAACUGUGGACGCCGUGGAGUCGUCCGUGGCGUCCACGACCGAAGACGCUUCUCAUUCAACCCUUUUCCUCAGAGGAAGAACCGUCUCUGACAGCGUAGCUGAGCGGGACCAGGAAACGGAGCCUCGAGCCUCUUCAAACUCCCCAGCAUCGAACAGCCGGAGCAGAAGAGAGAGGAACCGUCUGAAGGGUCUGCGCCGGAAACAGAGGAGGAGAGAACGAUGGCUGCACCGUCGGCAGGAGCAGGCCGAUAGUCUGAGCGGGUCCCUGCUGGACAGCGAGGAGGAGGACAGAGACGGUCUCACCUGCGCCGUGUGUCUGGACGUCUACUUCAGCCCGCACAGCUGUCAGCCCUGCGGUCACGUCUUCUGUGAGCCGUGUCUUCGCACGCUGGCCAAGAACCGACCCACGAACACGCCCUGCCCUCUCUGCCGCACCCUCAUCUCGCACACCGACCUCCACAAAGAACUCAACCACACUGUGAAGACCUUCUUCCCUAAAGUUUACUACGGCCGCCAGCUGACCUUCCAGAAGGCUCAGUACACAAAAUGGCCGCUGCCCAGCUGUCGCACAUGCUUCCGUUCCUUCUGGGGGUAUCAGAGACACGCAGCGACAGCGAGGAGACGCUGGCACUUCGCCCACGGAGCCUUCACGCUGGACGCUUUGAACUUCACCGACAUGCGCGGCUGGAUCUUCGACAACGGCCUCGUCAUCGACUACAUCCACUCCGUCAACUGGAUCCUGGCUUUCCUGCUCCUCUGCUUCCUCGUGUACUAUUUCUUCUUCUGAGGAACCGAGGAGCAGUUGAGAGUUUGCCACACAGGUUUAUCUGUCUUCUUUUCCUCUUGAGAGAUUUUCUGACUUUGAGAAAGUCACAUCGAGUGUGUGUUGAAGGAACAAAACUCAGUGUAAAAGAAAAUGUAAACGUUGGGUUAAUAGUUCAUUGUCUUACUAAAACCAAACGACACAGGCAAUCAGGUGAAUCGUUUGAAUAUGCACAUAUGAAUUAUUUUAAUUUAAACAUGGGUCCGAUUUAUUAUUUUAAUCUCCAGGAGAUUAAAAUAAUCUUUGAGUUCUGUUUGCUGGACUGUUCAAUAGAAAUAUGAAAAACACUGAGCCACAUCAAUGAAUCAAUGCAAAUGAUUUAUGAAUAAUAA
This is a messenger RNA of Paralichthys olivaceus (Japanese flounder), 2116 nucleotides long. NCBI's taxonomy places the organism in Eukaryota, Metazoa, Chordata, Actinopteri, Pleuronectiformes, Paralichthyidae. The record is from RefSeq and is a predicted model, not a curated record.